Molecule: messenger RNA, 1331 nt
Organism: Staurois parvus
Lineage: Eukaryota; Metazoa; Chordata; Amphibia; Anura; Ranidae
Source: the annotation of a GenBank genome assembly
GACAUAACGGUUAUGUAUCUUUUAUUUUCAGGGUGAUAAAUGCAGGGAAGAGCACACACAAUGAAGAUCAAGCAAGUUGUGAAGUGAUGUUUCUGAAGAAGAAAGCUGGAAUCCAGUCCACCCCAAACAAGUCUUCGUCAAACAAGCGACGAUCAUCACUACCUAACGGGGAAGGCUUACAGCUAAGAGAAAACCCAGAAGCGGAUGGAAUAACCUUUCAAUAUUGGGCCCUGUUUGAUGGACAUGCAGGUGCUGGAGCAGCUGUUGUAGCAUCAAAGCUUCUGCAUCACCACAUCACAGAUCAGCUACAGGACAUUGUAGAAAUCCUAAAGAACUCAGCAGUUUUACCUCCUACAUGUCUAGGAGAGGAUCCAGAAACCACGUCCAGUAAUAGCAGGACUCUGACCAGAGCUGCCUCAUUACGCGGGGCCGCCGGUGCACCAGGCUCACCAAGCACACCUCCAACACGCUUCUUCACAGAGAAAAAGGUUCAACAUGAGAGUCUGAUCGUCGGAGCACUUGAAAAUGCCUUUAAGGAAAUGGAUCUGCAAAUCGAGCGAGAGAGAAGCACUUACAAUAUAUCUGGAGGCUGUACAUCUCUUGUCGUUGUCUACUUACUGGGGAAAAUCUAUGUAUCCAAUGCUGGUGACAGCAGGGCUAUAAUUAUCCGAAAUGGAGAAAUAAUUCCAAUGUCUUCCGAGUUCACUCCCGAAACAGAGCGCCAAAGGCUGCAGUACCUGGCUUUUAUUCAGCCUCAUCUACUGGGGAAUGAGUUCACACAUUUAGAAUUUCCAAGAAGAGUGCAGCGCAAGGAGCUGGGCAAGAUGAUGCUAUACAGAGACUUCAAUAUGACAGGCUGGGCCUACAAGACAAUUGAAGAAGACGAUUUAAAAUUCCCUCUAAUAUACGGAGAAGGAAAAAAGGCUCGGGUAAUGGCUACGAUUGGAGUAACUAGGGGACUUGGUGAUCAUGAUUUGAAAGUUCAUGAUUCAAAUAUUUACAUUAAACCCUUUCUGUCUUCUGUGCCAGAGGUGCGAGUUUAUGAUCUUCAGCAAUAUGAGCACAGUGCAGAUGAUGUGCUAGUUUUGGCAACAGAUGGCCUCUGGGAUGUCUUGCUAAAUGAAGAAGUGUCCGAAGCUGUUACAAAUUUCCUAGCAUGCUGUGACCCAGAUGACCCUCACAGAUACACACUGGCAGCUCAGGACCUGGUAAUGCGAGCAAGAGGUGUACUGAAAGACAGAGGCUGGAGAAUAUCUAAUGACAGGCUUGGCUCAGGAGAUGACAUCUCGGUGUACGUCAUACCAUUAAUACAUGGCAGCAAACAGUCUUAA